This is a messenger RNA of Glycine soja, 1176 nucleotides long. RefSeq names its product D-amino-acid transaminase, chloroplastic-like. The transcript has 5 exons. Lineage: Eukaryota; Viridiplantae; Streptophyta; Magnoliopsida; Fabales; Fabaceae. The record is from RefSeq and is a predicted model, not a curated record. Bases 59 to 1096 code for a protein of 345 amino acids. Gene Ontology annotation, molecular function: catalytic activity. Gene Ontology annotation, biological process: carboxylic acid metabolic process.
GAAUCUCUCACUUUAGGGACUUGACCACCGCUUUGUUCCACGUGGCUCCAUCAUAAAAAUGAAGGCAGUGACAAAUUGCAAUCAAUCUGGAUGCUUGGCUUAUUCUAGAACUGAAAUAUCUGAUGUUCCACUUUUGUCUUGUUCAGAGGCUAUGGAAAAACUAAAAUCAUUCAGAGAAAAGGUAAAGGGCAAGCAGCAAUUCCUUGCUAUGUAUUCUAGCAUUUUUGGUGGGAUAACAACAGACCCAGCUGCUAUGGUUAUUCCCAUGGAUGACCACAUGGUCCACAGGGGCCAUGGUGUCUUUGAUACUACAGCAAUAAUAGACGGAUACCUCUACGAGCUGGAUCAACACCUUGACCGCUUUAUAAGGUCAGCAUCCACAGCCAAAAUAAACCCCCCAUAUGAUCGUGGAACCAUAAGAGGAAUACUUAUCCAAACCGUGAGUGCUUCAAAAUGCAGAAACGGAACACUACGUUAUUGGCUCUCAGCGGGACCAGGAGAUUUCGACCUAUCUCCCUCUGGCUGCCACAAAUCGUGUCUUUACGCAAUCACAAUACAGGAUUUGUCACCAAUCAACUUCAGAGGAGUUAAAGUUGUGACCUCAAAUGUUCCCAUUAAGCCUCCUCAGUUUGCAACCACCAAGAGUGUGAAUUAUCUUCCGAACGUGCUCUCCAAGAUGGAGGCUGAGGAACUUGGUGCGUUUGUGGGCAUUUGGCUUGAUAGUGAUGGGUUUGUUGCUGAAGGGCCUAGCAUGAACGUGGCUUUUGUCACCAAAGAGAAGGAACUUGUGAUGCCUCUAUGUGACAAAAUUCUAAGUGGCUGCACGGCUAAGAGGGUUUUAACCCUUGCUGAGUCUUUGGUUAGGGAAGGUAAGCUUUGUGGGAUAAGAAUGAAAAAUGUGAGCGUGGAGGAAGGGAAGAAUGCAGAUGAAAUGAUGCUUCUUGGCAGUGGAAUUAUGGUUCGCUCUGUAGUGCAGUGGGAUGAGCAGAUAAUUGGAUGUGGUAAAGAAGGCCCUAUAACCCAGACUCUACUGAAUCUAGUUGUUGAGGACAUGAAAUCCACCCUGCCAGCUGUUGGCACACCUGUUCCUUAUUGAUGCAACUUGCUUUUUGUUUUUUUAAAAUACAUGUAUUAUAUUUUUUUUCCAAUUUACUAUCUAAAAAUAUUUAUUUAUUA